Messenger RNA from Pteronotus mesoamericanus, 821 nucleotides. Its product is annotated as putative protein T-ENOL. The record is from RefSeq and is a predicted model, not a curated record. NCBI's taxonomy places the organism in Eukaryota, Metazoa, Chordata, Mammalia, Chiroptera, Mormoopidae. The transcript has 6 exons. Bases 204 to 563 code for a protein of 119 amino acids.
GGCUCUAGCAGGCUCCGAACUACGAGGUGACGGCUAGAGAGGCUGAAGUGCGACCUGGGGUGAGGCUGCUUUUUGCGUGCCCCUAGUGGUAGGAGAAUUAGGUUCCAGACUUCACCCUAAGUGAUCUUCCCAAAUUUCUCCAGCCUCCGGCGCUGGAGUCACAGCCCCCAAGCAGGGACCUGGAGGAGAGGCCGGAGGAGGGGAUGGAAUCCACUCCUACCAAGAGCAGUGAGAAAAAGGGCAGCCAGCUGUCCCAAGCCGCAACAUUCUUGGGUGGAGGUUCGAAGGCUUCGUUAUCCCGCUCUGAGGAGUUUCUGACUCGGAUCAGCACAGAACUCACCGAUGAGGCCUUGUUUAUUGCUGGCUAUGGCGUGAACCCUGUGCCCACCAAGGAAAAACAGACACAAGACAGAGGGACUCAGAUAUCCAAACACGUGAUCUUCACCAAGACCCGAGGCACUGACACCUGCUCUGACAGAAACCGUACCUGCACCAAGGCAUGCGUUCUACCAUCCCCUCACGACAAGGGAGCUCUGCCUAGCAGCUUGACAUCUGGAGGAUGACCCCGACCCUCUCUAGUGCUGCUCUUGGCCUCUCAUCCCCUCCCCCAUUCUGUCUCUCUAGAACUUGCCUCAAAGCUCCUCUUUCGUCCCUCAGUAAUCACUUCAGGUUAGGGGAUGGGACUCCUGGUCAUGAGCAGCGUCACCCCUGAAGCCUCCAAAUUGUUCUGGAACCUCACACAUCUUUCUACUCAGCUGGAAAGGACACCACCAGAAAUCGAAGGCUUUAAUAAAGAGAUAGAGAUCCUUCCCUUCUCCCAA